UAGAACCAGAGGAGGAGUUGGGGUCCUAGGGAAUGCCAGCCGGGCAGCGUCUGGUAGCUGCUGAGGGAGUGGAGACUCCUAGUAGGGUAGUAAGAUCGUGCGCACGUGGUAUCCGGCAUCGUAAUAACUUCUUACUACGGCACCGAGUUGCUGCGCUCCCUUCCCCAAGGCCGCCAUUCUUCCCUACCGGGGCUUUCUCUGUGUUAACGCGCGGUUUUGUGCAGCAGGUGUCACCCACAGCAUUGCUGACGUCAUGGACUGCGACACGAUGGAGAAUGACAUCUUAGAAGCUUUGGAGGAUCUUGGGUAUAAAGGAACUUUAAUGGAUGAUGGAGCUUUAAACCAAGCAGCCUGCAAGGGGGCCGUUUCUCCAGAAUAUACCAAGCUGUGUGCCUGGCUUGUGUCAGAGUUAAAAAGGUUUUGUAAAUUAGAAGAAAACGUGGAGGCUACCAACAGUCCUGAUGAAUCUGAAGGUUUCCAGCUGGAAAUGAGCGGCCUUUUGACAGAAAUAAAUUGCCCAUAUGUAUGUUUGACAUCAGGGGAUGUUACUAAACGCCUUCUUGAAAAAACAAACUGCCUCCUUCUCUUAACAUAUCUUCUGUCUGAGCUCGAAGCUGCAAGAAUGCUGGCCGUGAACAUCCCAGGAAAAAAAGAACAAGAUGGGGAAGGCAGUGAGGUGUUUAAGGAACUCAAGUGUGUUUGUAUGACACUUGGGAUGUCCAAACCUCCAGCCAAUAUAACAAUGUUCCAGUUCUUCAGUGGAAUUGAAAAAAAAUUGAAGGAAACUUUAUCAAAAGUGCCACCUAAUCAUGUAGGAAAGCCUCUGCUAAGCAAGACGCUUGGGCCAUCUCAUUGGGAAAAGAUUGAAGCAAUCAAUCAAGCCAUAGCCAAUGAAUAUGAUGUCCGGAGGAAAAUGUUGGUAAAGCGGCUGGAUGUCACUGUGCAGUCGUUUGGUUGGUCAGACAGAGCAAAGACUCAGUCUGAGAAACUGGGGAAAGUCUAUCAGCCAAAACGUGCAGCUUUACCAGUAAAAGGCACAAUUUCUGUAGCCCACCUUUUGGCAGCCCGACAGGAUUUGUCAAAAAUUUUGAGAACAAGCAGUGGUUCUAUCCGGGAAAAAACAGCCUGUGCUAUAAAUAAGGUGUUGAUGGGAAGAGUUCCUGACCGAGGUGGCAGACCCAAUGAGAUUGAGCCCCCUCCACCAGAGAUGCCUCCAUGGCAGAAGAGGCAAGAUGGUCCCCCACAAGGUGGAGGUAGCAGUAGAGGGGGAGGAAGAGGAGGCUAUGAGCAGUCAUAUGGAGGACGAGGAGGCUAUGAACAAGGGGGUGGGAGAGGAGGAGGUGGCCGUGGAGGUUAUGACAGAGGGGGUAGAGGAGGCAAAGGUCAAGGUAGCUGGACAGACUCUGGUAGUAACUAUCAAGACAGUGGCUCUCGAGAUGGUGGAUAUCAAUCUGGUGGCUACCAAGGCAGUGGAGGAGGAUACCAAAGUGGUGGAGGUGGUGGAUAUCAAGGAGGAGGUGGAUAUCAGGGCACAGGUGGUGGUUACCAAGGUGGAGGAGGGUAUCAGGGAGGUGGUGGAUACCAAGGUGGAGGAGGCUAUGGAAAUUACGAAGGAUCAUCCUAUGCUGGACGUGGAUACCAGAGUGGUGGCUAUCAGCAAGACAACAGAUAUCAAGAUGGUGGCUCCCACAAUGAUCGAGGAGGUGGUCGUGGAAGCGGAAGAGGAGGACGAGGCAGUCGUGGUGGAAGAGGAAAUCAAGGUGGAGGAUGGGGAGGUCGGGGUGCACAAAACUAUAACCAGGGUGGGCAAUUUGAGCAGCACUUUCAGCAUGGAGGUUAUCAAUAUAAUCAAUCUGGGUUUGGACAAGGAAGACACUACUCAAGCUGAGUUUAUUGAGAGUUCAGCUUACAAUAGAGCUCAGGUAAUAGAAUCAACCUGCUCAGAUGAGUGUUGUAUUAAGAAAGAACAUGCAGGCUCCUUUGUACAACUCUUAUACAUGCAUGGACCUACACAUAAAGGUGUGCUCCUACAGUUGCUUUUUCUCAGAAGUGCAAUUUGCCGUGGUAACAGCGAGCACGCAUGCACACUUUUCAUACAGCCCAGUACUGGACCAGGAAUCUUGCUCGUCUGAUUUUAUGGCUCGAGGGUCGUAGCUUUUUUGAAUAGUAAUGGUUGGCCACCAAUGCUGAUUGCAGAGCUUAGCAAUCAAACCACUUACACGUGAUAGGUGUACUUAACAUAAUAAACACAUUACUAGCUGUAUAUUUAAGGUGAUACUGACACUAAAAAAUUUCUUUUCAAAAUUUUUAUUCUACAUUAAAAGUAAAAUUUUGUCACGUUGAUCGUUUUUUGCUGAUAGUUCUGCUUUUGUAAGUAAUUACAGUAUUACUUUAAGUUCAUAAACCUGACUGAUUUGUUAACCUGUCUGUCCCACCUCAGUCUGUCAGUUAGAGUUUGUAAUGCUAAUGGACUCCUGCUGCACAAAUAUGGCAGCCCCCUCAUAGAGGAACAUGGGGUAAGAAAG
Xenopus laevis (African clawed frog) is the source of this 2525-nucleotide messenger RNA. RefSeq names its product protein FAM98A. NCBI's taxonomy places the organism in Eukaryota, Metazoa, Chordata, Amphibia, Anura, Pipidae. Bases 254 to 1888 code for a protein of 544 amino acids. The record is from RefSeq and is a predicted model, not a curated record. The transcript is spliced from 8 exons.